GUUCCUGGGUAGAACUCCACUUCAGCAGUAAUGGAAACGGCAGCGGUAAUGCUGGCACUCCGACGAGCCAGGAACAAGUACCAGCCUCUAUUUCCAUCCACAACGGUGACAUGGAGAAAAUACUCCUUGAUGCCCAACACGAAUCUGGAAGAAGCAGUUCAAGAGAAAGUUCACAUUGCGACAGCCCUCCUCGUUCCCAGACGCCUCAGGACAGUCACAGAGCUUUGGAAAUCGAGAGUCACAGCAGUGGAGAAAAGAACAGCUUCCAGUCUGAAGAAGAUUUCCUGGAAAGGAGGAGAGAAGUAGAAAGGCUGCUGAAGAAGAAUGCGGACUGGAUAUGGGAUUGGUCCAGCAGGCCCGAGAACAUCCCCCCCAAGGAGUUCCUUUUUAAACAUCCCCGCCGCACGGCUACUCUCAGCAUGAGAAAUACCAGUGUAAUGAAGAAAGGUGGCAUAUUCUCAGCCGAAUUUUUGAAGGUUUUCCUUCCAUCUCUGCUGCUUUCUCAUUUGCUUGCCAUUGGACUAGGGAUCUACAUUGGGAGACGCCUCACAACCACCGCUUCCAGCAGCACGUUUUAA
Pterocles gutturalis (yellow-throated sandgrouse) is the source of this 578-nucleotide messenger RNA. RefSeq names its product BCL2/adenovirus E1B 19kDa interacting protein 3 (gene BNIP3). The annotation marks the transcript as partial. NCBI's taxonomy places the organism in Eukaryota, Metazoa, Chordata, Aves, Pterocliformes, Pteroclidae. The record is from RefSeq and is a predicted model, not a curated record. Gene Ontology annotation, cellular component: mitochondrial outer membrane; nucleus; mitochondrial envelope. The transcript is spliced from 5 exons. Gene Ontology annotation, biological process: positive regulation of apoptotic process; mitochondrial outer membrane permeabilization.